Molecule: messenger RNA, 1892 nt
Organism: Quercus robur (English oak)
Lineage: Eukaryota; Viridiplantae; Streptophyta; Magnoliopsida; Fagales; Fagaceae
Exons: 2
Coding region: 397-1671 (424 amino acids)
Source: RefSeq, a predicted model, not a curated record
UAUCCCAUAAAUAGUCUUGUUUUUUACAGGACACAAAAACAAACAAACAAAAAAAAAUUACUCCUACACAUAUCAUCAAUUCUACUGCUUAUUGAAACGCUUCCGACAAAGCUUUUAUUAGCACACUCACCUAAUAUUCUCAGUGUAUUAUAUAGAUUUUGUUCUGUUUCUCAGUUCACAGUUCACACGCCUCUAUUUUCUGCAAAAAACUUUAAAAACCAAGAAAAAAAAAAGUUCACAGCUUUUAUUAGCUCCCCAACACCACCACCACCUCGAUUUACGAACUGGGUCUUUAACGGAUCUUGGAUUGGAGAGCCACACAGUGAGAAAAACCAGUUUGACUUUUGGAGCCAAAGAUUUGUUGUGCUUUGCCAGGUUUCACUUCUGGGUGUUAUCAUGGACUCACCACAAUCUGUUGUGUCACCAUUCAAGAGCUCCCUCGUCGCUGAGCCUGAGAAGCAGAAAUCAGACUCCUUUUCCAAGGGUAUUGAGGUCAACAGCAAGGAAACUGCAGUGUAUAACAUAGAGGACUUCAUUGGUGUUCUUGAGGUUUAUGUACAUCAGGCUAGGGACAUCCAUAACAUAUGCAUAUACCACAAGCAAGAUGUUUAUGCUAAGCUUUGCCUGACUAGUGAUCCUGAAGACACAGUCUCCACCAAAACCAUCAAUGGUGGUGGGAGGAAUCCGGUGUUCAACGACAAUGUUCGUCUCAAUGUUAGGACUGUUGAUUCCUCACUCAAAUGUGAGAUAUGGAUGUUGAGCAGGGUGAGGAAUUAUCUGGAAGAUCAGUUACUGGGGUUUGCUUUGGUUCCAUUGUCCGAAGUCCUUAUGAAGAAUGGCAAAUUGGAGAAAGAGUUCUCUCUAUCUUCAACUGAUCUGUUCCAUUCCCCAGCUGGGUUUGUUCAAUUGUCUCUCUCAUAUAAUGGAGCUUCACCAGAAGUAAUGGCUAUUCCUGCAAUGCCAAAUGCUUUGGCCAGGGAUGCAACUGUGGAGGAUACAGAAAUAUCUGAGUCAAUCCAAAGUGAUUUUGAUAAGAUUGAAUUCCCAGAUCCUAAGAUUGCAAAUGAAGACCAGUUGAUGGUUUCUGAGUAUUUUGCGUUACCAUGUAACAGUUUGGACUCUCAGAGCUCUGAGAGCUUGACCACUUCUGAUACUGAAAACCAACUUAGUUCAGAAGUGGGUGGUCAUGUUGUGGAAAGCUUCUCAACUGGUACAGUUGAGUCCAUCCAGUGUCCAAAGCCUGAUUCUCCACCGAGCAGUGUGUCAACUAAUGGGGUUUCUUCUCCUUCAGUCCCUGCAAGCUCAGAGUCUUCUGAUGCUCAAGCAGCAUCAAAAUCUGCUAGUAAGGAACAUGUUUCAGCUCCAAAAGAGAGUACUGUGGAUGUUAAGGAUGGUGAUACUGAUUCCUCUGGUGGGGAGCCAAGUGAUGCAGUAAACAAGCCUGUUGUCACAGUGAACAUUGAGCCAGAACAAAAUGUGGUGCAGCAGGAUAUAGUGGACAUGUACAUGAAAAGCAUGCAGCAGUUUACUGAGUCAUUGGCAAAAAUGAAGCUACCUUUGGACAUGGACAAUGGGUCAACCAAUUCAGGAAAUUCAAGCUCUGAUCAGAAAUUACAGGCAUCAAAGAAUACUGGUUCCCGUGUGUUUUAUGGAAGUAGGGCUUUCUUCUGAGCUUUGGUUUCACUAGUUCAGAGGAAGACAGACAGGUGACUUUAGAUUUAGAAUGAAGGACUAAUACUAGUAGUGAAGGUGUAAUAAUGUGUUAUGUAGUGUGGUGUCUUCCUUUGUAUGUUGAGAUGUUUUAGAUGACACAAAUCAUGACUUGUACCGGUUAUAAGCUUUUCUUCUAUUGCAACUGCUAUUAGUAUAUAUGAACUAUUUCUGUUUUAUCA